This is a messenger RNA of Labrus bergylta (ballan wrasse), 1308 nucleotides long. Lineage: Eukaryota; Metazoa; Chordata; Actinopteri; Labriformes; Labridae. The record is from RefSeq and is a predicted model, not a curated record.
CAGGCAAAUCUAUUGUUUGAGAAGAUGGCUGCCUACAGUGGUAAGAAAAAAAAGUUAUACCGGGCUCCUGAUAGCCGAGCAGUUAUACACAUGCCCCCUUUACAGAGGAGAUGGUCCUCUUUGUAGCAGCCUGGGGGGGAAUGUGACCUUGGCUCAUUGCCGAAUGUCAUCCCCCUCUACAUCCUCCCAACAUUUCCUAUCUGUUGUCAUCUGUCCUAUCUACUAAAGGCGAGACAGGUGAAAAAAUAUGACUUUAAGUUCAACUUUCCAGCUAGUAGAGAGUUUACCAUUUCCUUCAAUCUUAUCGUUUACAUUAAAUAAAUUAUUAACUUCAGUCAGCUGACACCAAAAAUAGAAAUUAAUUAUCUUGAAAACAUUGUUUUAACAAUCAAAUUAUACACAUAAAAAAUAGCAUGCAAAGGGUGUAUGCUAUACCUUUAAAGCUCUUGUGUUUUGUUUUAUCAGGUGACGCUUGUCCACUCAAGCGAGGCUGUCACAGUUCUGCACAGGCUGAAUAGAGAACAUCCUGAAAGGGUUCUCUUUAAAAGCCUCUUCCGCUCAGGUUCAAGCUCUGAAACUACCUCCUGUAAUGUUUGCCUACGUCAAACCAACCAGCCACAGUGCAACUACACUGACCUCCGUACAGGCGAGCCUUGGUUCUGCUACAAGCCAAAGAAGCUGAGCUGUGAUGAUAGGAUUAACCACAUGAGAGACGGAUUCAAUGUAAGACUCAAGGACAAAGAGGAGAAGCUUUUCCAAAGCAAAGUCAACCUGAAAGUCUUCAUUCACUCUUCAGGACCGGCCAAUGUCAUGGUGCUGCCUCCAAUGAAAGGGCAACCUGAGGUCGAUCAAGGCAAUGGGAAGUCUGGACUCUCUGGGUAUUACUACCAGGGUGUGUGGCGAUCACUAGGUGGCACCAAAGUCCACCAAUUCAACAACUCCUCUGCCAUCAGUCAGUGUCUGAAAGGAAAGGUGGUCCACAUGUAUGGAGACUCCACCUUAAGGCAGUGGUUUGAGUACUUUGAUGCUUCACUUCCAGAUGCUAAGGAGAUUAACCAGAAUAGUCCGAAGCAAACUGGACCUUACAUGAUAUGGGACAAUGCAAAAAACAUCUUGGUAACAUACCGUGUCCAUGGUCCUCCUCUUAGUUUUAUCUACGUCCCAACCAGUGAGCUGCGUUACAUUGCAAAUGAAAUUGACGGGUUGGUAGGUGGCACCAACACAGUUGUAGUUUUUAGUAUCUGGGCCCACUUCAGCCCUUUCCCAAUUGAGCUCUACAUCAGACGACUUUAGAGCAUCCGCAGGGCG